GGGAAAAGAUAGAAAGUUAUAGAGAUAACAAUAAACGAUUGUUACUUCUUACACCAACAAGCAUCAGGAUUAGUAGUAAACUUUUUAUUAUCAUCAUCAUCAGAAAAGUGAAAUUCAUUACAAUCAAAGAGAAGUUGUGAUUAUUGACUAUUAAUAGUAUUUCAGUAGUAUAAAACAUGAUUGAAUUAUUCAAUUAUCAAUUAUAGAAUCGAUUAUAUUUGGGAUAUUUUGAAAUUAAUGUAUCAUUAUUACUGAUAUUUUAAAAGAGAGAGAGAAAGAAAGAAAAAAACAAGAAAAAGAAAAAAGAAAGAAAAUCAUUUCAAAGAAAACAUUUCUAUAAACAUUUAAUGUAUACAAAUAGAAUAAACAUAAUAAAAGUGAACAUAGAAACAUAUCCCCAAUAGUAAUAAUAAUAAUAAAUAAUAAUGGCUUUCACACAAAUUGGAUGUUCCUCAUCAUAUAAAAUGACAAUAUGUCCACGAAACCCAUCACCAACGACAAUAUCUUUAAAUAAUGAUGUUACACAUGUUGAAGAUGGAUUUACAACAAAUGAUUAUGGUAAUAAACACAAUUCUUGGGAAUGUUCUGAUUUAAAUAAUGAUUUAACCCAAAAUGAAGCACAUGGUAACAAACAACAAUAUCAACAAGAAUUAUUGAAUAUUCCAUUUACACCUUCACAACCUAAAUCAUAUCAAAAUUUACGAUAUACUGGAAAACAUUUUCUAAAUGAUUUAAAUUCAUCUAAUUUACAACAUUCAAAUAAAGAAUUCAAAGAACCGGGUAAAAAUGAACUGGACAAUUUAGAAGUAUUUUCAUCAGAUAGAUUAACACAUAGUUUAAAUUAUUCAACACCUACUUCAUUAUACCAUCACCAUGAUCAACAUCAUCAUGAUCAGGAUCAUCAUCAUCAUCAACAACAACAACAACAACAACAAUAUUCUAAUCAUUUAAAUUAUCCUUCUAAUUAUCAAAAAUCUAAUUAUAAUCUUUAUCAUCAACCAAAUGAUGAUCCUGUAUUACAUUCAUCACUACCAAUAGAUUUUCAUGAAUCAUCUAUUUAUUUUAGACAACCAAAAGAAAUGCAUCAUACCUCAGAGAUUACAACUUCAAAUUAUUCAGAACAAGAAAUCACAGAAAAUAAAUUACUGUCAAAAUUAAAUAUACCUACAUCAUUAGAUCAUUUAUCUGUUUCGUCUAAAUCAACAUCAUCAUCAUCAUCAUCAACAACAACAACAUCAUCAUCAUCAUCAUCAUCAUCAGCAGCAGCAGCAGGAGUACCAAUGGAAUUACAUAUUGGAGAAAUGAAUGAAGUUCAUUCAAAUCAAUAUGGUAAUAUAAGUACAGAUUUACAUUUAAUUCAUAAAAAUGAUAAUGAUUUAACAGAAUUUUCAAAUUAUACACCAUAUUUAAAUAAAUUAUUUUCAUCUAAAGUAUUAUUUAAUCAUAUACAACAACAAUCACUAAGUCAACAACAUACUACUGAUAAUAAUUUAAUAAGUAGUAGUAAUAAUAAUAGUAAUGCAUGUAGUAUAACAAACAUUAUUAGUAAUAAUAUAUAUACUGAUAAAAAACACUAUGAUUCAAAUGUAUUAUUACCAACAACUAUUUCACUUUUUCCUACUCAUACUACUUAUACUACUGGUACAUGUAGUAGUAUCAAUGAGAAUAAUACAAAUCAUAAUAAAAAUUAUACUACUACUACUACUGCUACUACUACUACUACUAGUACUACUACUACAACAACAAUAAUGGAUUAUGAAAAAUUCCAACCAAAUGAUUAUAAAUUAUUAUCUGAAAAGGGUUUACUGAAAACAAUGGAGCAUUACUCUUCUUCUUCUUCAUCAUCAUCGUCAUCAUCAUCGACUUUUGAGUCUCGUGAUAUAAAAUAUCCUAAUACACAAAUAUUAAAUGAUAAAAUACAAUCAUCAUCAUCACCAAUAUCAUCUUCACAUUCACCGAUAGAUCAUCCAAGAAUAAAUGAAAUGAAUAAUUCAAAUAUAAUAAUGACAACAAAUAAUUCAUUAUAUCGUGGUAUACCUUCAAUUCAUCCUCCAACUGUAAAUGUUUAUUCACAAGUUAUAAAUUCAACUCAUUCAAAACAGUCAAUAUAUCCACGAAUACCAACAAAUGAUUUGUCAAUAGAACAUCCUCAUUUUCAUAUACGGAAUAAUGGUAAUAAAACUAGUAAUAAUAAUAAUAAUCCAUAUCCAUUCAGUGGGAAUUUACCACAUCCUCAUCAUAAUCAUCAUCAUCAUCACCAUCAACUUUUAUCUAGAUCAGUUCAAAAUUCUACUAAUACUCAUUUACAUCAUUCAGUUUAUUUAAAUAAUGGACAUUUAAGAAAUUUCAAUCAAACUAAUGGUUCUAGUAUUGGACAUACAAAUCAUCAUGGAUUUACUUAUGGUCUUGAUGGUACACGACGUAAAAAUGCUACUAGAGAGAGUACCACAACAUUAAAAGUUUGGUUACAAGAGCAUAUGAAAAAUCCAUAUCCUACUAAAGGGGAAAAAAUAAUGCUUGCUAUUAUCACAAAAAUGACAUUAACACAAGUUUCAACAUGGUUUGCAAAUGCUAGAAGACGUUUAAAAAAAGAGAAUAAAAUGAGUUGGCCACCAAAAUCAAUUGGAAGUAAUAAUAGUAUAGAACAGAAAAGUCCAAUAAAUUUAAAUUCCGCGCAAAAUUCAAAUAUAAAUGAUAAAUCUAUUGAACAUUUAAUAAAAUCAACUAAAAAACUUCAAAAUAAUAAAGAUUCAAAUGAUGUUGAAACAAUUUUAGCAGAAGAUGAUGACGAUGAUAAUGAUGAACAGAUGGUUGAGGAUGAAGUUGAUGGUGAUAAUGACAACGAAGAUAAUAAUAAUGAUGAUAAUGAUGACGACAACAACGACGAAGACGGCGACGAUGAUGACGAUGAUGGUGAUGACGAUGAUGAUGAUGAACAAAAUGAUAAUGGUGAAUUUGAUGAAGAUUAUAAUGAUAUUGUAGAAGGUGAUCUUGUAUCAAAUAAACAUAAUUUUAGACAGAAUUAUUUAAAUUCAUCACAUCAUAACUUUCAAUCAAUUCCAUCAUUUUUAUCGUAUUCAAAUCAUGAUUCUUCAAUUUGUGAACAAUCUACAAAUCAUAUUAAUUUGAAUAUAAUUCCAAAUGAAAGAAAUUUUGAAUUAUUUCGUUAUACUACUAAUACUUAUCUUACACCAUCAUCGUCAUCAUCAUCAUCAUCACAAACAGUUCCACAUUAUAGUCAAUUAUCAAAUGUUCAUUAUGAUGAUGAUAAUAAUAGUCAAAUUGGAAUACGUAAUUCACAUACAAUGAAUGAAUAUCUACUUUCUAAUACUACCAAUAGCACUACUACUAUUACAAAUACUACUAAUACUAUGAAUAGUAGUAUCAAUAGUACUAGUAUUGGAACAAAUAUACUUUCUAAAUUACAACCUCAAUCAAAAUCAUUACAUCUUUCAUAUGAAAUUCCUUCAGAUAUUAAUCGAAAUUCUUUAUAUUCAACAAUGAAAUAUCAUAAUUCAAUUCAUUCUACUAUUUCAUCAUAUUUACCUACAAUUAUACAAUCAUCAACCUAUUACAAUUCAUCUAUACCAAUGAACAAUACUACAAAUACAACAGUGAAUUAUCAACAUUCAAAUCUUGUAUCUUCCUCAUCAUCCUCCUCAUCACCAUCAUCAUCAUCAUUAUCAUUAUCAUUAACAUCGAAUUCAUUUAUUCAUAAUGAACAAAUUCCAUUAAGUCAAUCUAUUAAUUAUCCACAUUCUUUAAUAUUAAAGCAUAAUAAACAAUCAUUAAUGAAUACAGAUAUGAUGUACAAUACAAAAUGUCUUCAAUCCAACUUUUGUUAAUAUUUACACCCCCCC
Molecule: messenger RNA, 3860 nt
Organism: Schistosoma spindalis
Lineage: Eukaryota; Metazoa; Platyhelminthes; Trematoda; Strigeidida; Schistosomatidae
Source: the annotation of a GenBank genome assembly